UUUUUUUAUAUAUUUUGGAACGAUGCACGAUCCUUCUUUUGUGAUAUUCUCUGGUGGAUCAGCUUGCAACUCCAUAACAAGUACUUUCCAAGCUAUUACUUCAAAAACUGUUUUUGUCUUAGGUGUUAGUGAUAAUGGAGGCUCUACGAGUGAACUUUUACGUGUUUUAGGAGGACCAAGUAUUGGCGAUUUACGGUCUAGAUUGACAAGACUUAUAAAGACGGAUGGACCUCAUGCACAAGAACGUUUAGCGAUCAAGGAACUUAUGAGUUAUAGAUUACCUAGUCUUGGUGAUGAACAUAGUAUUCGUGACGAAUGGUCUAUCAUUGUUGAAGGAAGACAUAGACUUUGGAAUCAAAUAUCAAUUGAAAAGAAGGAAACCAUACGUGGAUUUUUGGUAGCAUUCAAUAGCGAAAUCCUAAAACGAGCUCAUAAACAUUUCAACUUUCGGAAUGGUUCCAUUGGUAACUUCUUUUUGACUGGUGCAAGACUCUUUUUUGGCUCAUUAGAGGCUGCUAUCUUUUUAUUUGCUGCCAUCACUGGCAUCAAUGAACCCACGACUGUAGUACCAGUAAUCAAUACCAAUCAUACAGCAGCAAUUGCAGCUAUUUUGGAAAAUGGACAAACCCUUCGAGGACAAUGUGAAAUCAGUCAUCCAGGUGAACAUAGUUCCAAUCAUUCUCGACGUAUGAUGAAUCCAAUCGACGCAUUCUCCAAAUUGGCAUUACCAAAUUCGCCCAUACAAGCCAAUGCUGAUGGUGAUGAUGGAAAUGAAAAUGAAAAUUUGGUCUUCUCCAAGGUGACAGAAGAAAAGCUACCUGCAGCUAUAAGAAGAAUCUAUUAUAUGAAUGAAUACGGUCAAGAAAUUUAUCCAUUACCAAAUCCAAAGGUGAUCGCUCAUUUAUCAGAAGGGAAUACACUUGUCUAUUCAAUUGGUUCGUUAUAUACCUCUAUUCUACCUUGUCUUAUCUUACGUGGAGUUGGAAAUGCCAUCAGAGAAUCAACAACUCUGAAAUACAAGAUUCUGCUUUUGAAUGGUACACCUGAUCGGGAAACAGAUGGUUACACAGCUAUGGACUUUAUUGGCACUAUCACUAAUGCAUUGAACGAAAGUCAAUUGAUCGACGCACGACACGAUUAUUAUGAUACUCAUGUGGAUGAAACAAUGUUGGCAUCAGGUCAUUAUUACCAACAAGAUGCUUGUCCUAGACCAGUAGAUCAUGGAUUUCGACAAUGGCCUCCUCCACCUCCACCUUCAUUGUCAUCAACAACAUCUUUAUAUCAACAAUCAACAUUAUAUCAAGAAAAUACUUCUGAAUCACUAUCUCGAAUGUUAAACUCCAAAAUGAAACGAAAUCAACCCAAUUUACAACCUUUGCAAACAUCAGAUUCAACACCUACUUCUGGUUAUCGUACGCCACCUUUUCCAGCUCAACUUAUUCCCAAUAGUCCUCCCAAUUCAUUUAUUACUCAUCUGAUUUAUUUGAAAAACUCGGGUAAGCUUUAUUUAAUAUCUAUUAUAUAUUUAUCUCCACCCUAUUAAUCUUUCUUUUAUAUUUACAUAGAAAUACCUGUCGAUGUAGAAAGAGUCGAAAAAUUGGGAAUUAAGUGUAUUUCAGUUGAAGGUGAUUCUUUAUCAUUGAAACCUCAAUACCAUGCUGACGAACUUCAAGCUAUUCUGGAAACUUUAGUAUAGAUUAUUUUAGAUAUUAUUUUUAUAUAAAAUGCUUCACUUGUUUUCUUUUUCUUCUUCU
Halteromyces radiatus is the source of this 1754-nucleotide messenger RNA. RefSeq lists its product as uncharacterized. Gene Ontology annotation, molecular function: LPPG:FO 2-phospho-L-lactate transferase activity. The record is from RefSeq and is a predicted model, not a curated record. The coding region runs from base 23 to 1543 and encodes 506 amino acids. The transcript is spliced from 6 exons. Lineage: Eukaryota; Fungi; Mucoromycota; Mucoromycetes; Mucorales; Cunninghamellaceae.